Molecule: messenger RNA, 1624 nt
Organism: Gossypium raimondii (Peruvian cotton)
Lineage: Eukaryota; Viridiplantae; Streptophyta; Magnoliopsida; Malvales; Malvaceae
Product: probable UDP-3-O-acyl-N-acetylglucosamine deacetylase 1, mitochondrial
Exons: 7
Coding region: 80-1030 (316 amino acids)
Biological process (GO): lipid A biosynthetic process
Source: RefSeq, a predicted model, not a curated record
UUUUCAUAACUUUAAAACCCGCCAAAAGAAAGUCUAGCCAUAGCUGUAAGUUUAACCUCGUAUCAUUCCGCUCUGGAACAUGCGUCUCUCCGCCGCCAUUAACUCUUUCAAGUCCUCCAAUCUCAUCUCAUGGAAAACGACAGGUAAGCUUCAACAAACCCUAGCGGGAUGCAUCGAACUGUCGGGAAAAACACUUCACUCGGGGAAGGUUUCGAAGGUAAAGAUAUGGCCGGUAUUCGCCGGCGAAGGAAGGUACUUUGAGUUUCACUCAAAUUUGAUUCCUGCAUCCAUCGAUUUUGUUCGAGAAUCGCUGUUGUGUACCACUCUUUGCAAAGACGGAUACAAGAUUCGGACCGUCGAGCAUUUGCUUUCGGCUUUGGAAGCUAAGGGCAUCGACAAUUGUAGAAUUCAGAUUCAAAGUCUCGAUUCUGAGGAUACUGAGGUCGAGGUUCCUUUUUUUGAUGGGUCUGCAAAUGCUUGGGUAGAGGCAAUAGAACAAGUUGGCAGAAAAGAGGCCUUGGAUCGGUGUGGCAACAAUGUUGAGAAAUUGGCACCACAUUUGAGUGAGCCAUUUUAUGUUUCGAGAAAUGAUUCUUUUAUGGUUGCCUUCCCUGCUUCAAAGGUUCACAUAUCUUGUGGAAUUGACUUUCCAAAGGUGCCUGCAAUUGGAUGCCAGUGGUUUUCUUCAGCUGCUCUGGAUGACUCCUAUGAAAAGCACAUAGCAUGUUCUAGAACUUUCUGCAUCUAUGAGGAGGUGGAACAUAUGUGCAGUAUGGGACUUAUUAAAGGGGGAUCCCUAGACAAUGCCAUUGUAUGCAGUGCUACUAAAGGAUGGCUGAAUCCACCGCUUCGUUUCCCUGAUGAACCUUGUCGCCAUAAGGUCUUGGAUCUUAUAGGUGACCUUUCCCUUUUUGCACGGUCUGGUAGUCAAGGAUUUCCUAUGGCACGAGUAAUAUCUUUCAAGGGUGGUCAUUCACUUAAUGCUGAUUUUGUACGCCGACUGUCGGGAAUCACUGUGCAAGAAACUUAAUGGUCUUUCUCCUCAGAAAUUUUCUAGUUUGCAUAUCAAAGGUUAGAAAUGUCUGGCUUAGAGGUCUGCAACAUCGUUUUAAGUAUGAAGACAAUUAGGGAUGUUGAAGGGACACGAAAACUUGAAGGGUAAGUUAACCGAGGUGUGUUUUCUGACUGUCAAGGUAUAAAAUCCAGAAAUGCUGCAGUUUCUUACAAUUUUGACGAGUCCUUGCUUUGAAACUGUAAGUCUGCACCUAAUUUAUGAUUCCUUAUUCAUUUAUUUAUUUAAAGAUGCUUUGUUUUGGGGAGCUUUAUUGGCUGCUACCAACCAUGCUUCGUAGGUAAGCUGUUAAAACAAAACUUAAAAGCAUAGGUGAUUAAACUGUUGGACGAAACUUCAGAUGAUCUAUUGGGUUUGGAUCAAGUCUUGUGUUUUUUUUUUCUUUUGCCUUUUCAGAGAUUGAUUGUUGUCUUUAUUGUAGCUCUAAAUGGUCUUUCCCCCUUUCUUUUUCUUCUAUUUUCAAGCUGCUUGUAGUCACUGUUAUUUUAUUCUAUUAUUAAAAAAAUUGUAAAAAACUUAAUUUUCUUAUUCUAUUUAACUUCUCUUAAGAAA